AUGGAUGUGAAGGAACGGCGGCCCUACUGCUCGCUGACCAAGAACCGCCGGGAGAAGGAGCGGCGCUAUACGAACUCCUCGGCGGACAACGAGGAGUGCCGGGUUCCCACGCAGAAGUCUUACAGCUCCAGCGAAACCCUGAAAGCUUUUGAUCACGAUUCCUCACGGCUGCUUUACGGAAACAGAGUAAAGGAUUUGGUUCACAGAGAAGCGGAUGAGUUCUCCAGACAAGGACAAAAUUUUACCCUAAGGCAGUUAGGCGUUUGUGAACCAGCAACUCGAAGAGGACUGGCAUUUUGUGCGGAAAUGGGGCUCCCCCACAGAGGUUACUCGAUCAGUGCAGGGUCAGACGCCGAUACUGAGAAUGAAGCAGUGAUGUCCCCAGAGCAUGCCAUGAGACUGUGGGGCCGGGGGGUCAAGUCAGGCCGCAGCUCCUGCCUGUCAAGCCGGUCCAACUCAGCGCUCACCCUGACAGAUACGGAGCAUGAAAACAAAUCCGACAGUGAAACCGAGCAACCUGCAAACAACCAAGGCCAGUCCACCCUCCAGCCUUUGCCACCUUCCCAUAAGCAGCACUCCGCACAGCAUCAUCCAUCCAUCACUUCUCUCAAUAGGAACUCCCUGACCAAUAGAAGGAACCAGAGCCCGGCCCCGCCGGCUGCUUUGCCCGCCGAGCUGCAAACCACACCCGAGUCCGUCCAGCUGCAGGACAGCUGGGUCCUUGGCAGUAAUGUACCACUGGAAAGCAGGCAUUUCCUAUUCAAAACAGGAACAGGGACCACGCCACUGUUCAGCACUGCCACCCCAGGAUACACGAUGGCCUCUGGCUCUGUUUACUCGCCACCUACUCGGCCACUACCUAGAAACACCCUAUCAAGAAGUGCUUUUAAAUUCAAGAAGUCUUCAAAGUACUGUAGCUGGAAAUGUACUGCCCUGUGCGCUGUAGGGGUCUCAGUGCUCCUGGCAAUACUGCUGUCGUAUUUUAUAGCAAUGCAUCUCUUUGGCCUCAAUUGGCAGUUGCAGCAGACAGAAAAUGACACAUUUGAGAAUGGAAAAGUGAAUUCUGAUGCCAUGCCAACAAACACGGUGUCGUUACCUUCUGGCGACAAUGGAAAAUUAGGUGGAUUUACACAGGAAAAUAAUACCAUAGAUUCUGGAGAACUUGAUAUUGGCCGAAGAGCGAUUCAAGAGGUUCCUCCCGGUAUCUUCUGGAGAUCACAACUCUUUAUAGAUCAGCCACAGUUUCUUAAAUUCAACAUCUCUCUUCAGAAAGAUGCCUUGAUUGGAGUAUAUGGCCGAAAAGGCUUACCACCCUCCCACACUCAGUAUGACUUUGUGGAGCUCCUAGAUGGCAGCAGGUUGAUCGCAAGAGAGCAGCGGAACCUGCUGGAGUCCGAAAGAGCUGGGCGGCAGGCGAGGUCUGUCAGUCUCCACGAGGCCGGCUUUAUCCAGUACUUGGAUUCCGGAAUCUGGCAUCUGGCUUUUUAUAAUGAUGGGAAGAAUGCAGAGCAGGUGUCCUUCAACACCAUUGUGAUAGAGUCUGUGGUGGAAUGCCCCAGAAAUUGCCAUGGAAAUGGAGAGUGCGUUUCUGGAACCUGCCAUUGUUUUCCAGGAUUUCUGGGUCCGGAUUGUUCAAGAGCAGCCUGUCCGGUGCUGUGUAGUGGCAACGGCCAGUACUCCAAGGGCCGUUGCCUGUGUUUCAGCGGCUGGAAGGGCACAGAAUGCGAUGUGCCCACAACACAGUGCAUCGACCCGCAGUGCGGUGGCCGUGGGAUUUGCAUCAUGGGCUCUUGCGCUUGCAACUCCGGAUACAAAGGAGAAAAUUGCGAAGAAGCUGACUGUCUAGACCCUGGAUGUUCUAAUCACGGUGUGUGUAUCCAUGGGGAAUGUCACUGCAAUCCUGGAUGGGGUGGUAACAACUGUGAAAUACUCAAGACCAUGUGUCCAGACCAGUGCUCUGGCCAUGGAACAUAUCUUCAAGAAAGUGGCUCCUGUACUUGUGACCCUAAUUGGACUGGCCCAGACUGCUCCAACGAAAUCUGUUCUGUGGACUGUGGCUCACAUGGUGUUUGCAUGGGGGGUUCCUGUCGCUGUGAAGAAGGCUGGACGGGCCCAGCGUGCAAUCAGAGAGCCUGCCACCCGCGCUGUGCCGAGCAUGGGACCUGCAAGGACGGCAAGUGUGAAUGCAGCCAGGGCUGGAACGGAGAGCACUGCACCAUCGCUCACUAUUUGGAUAAGAUAGUUAAAGAGGGGUGUCCCGGUCUGUGCAACAGCAAUGGAAGGUGCACACUGGACCAAAAUGGCUGGCACUGUGUUUGCCAGCCAGGGUGGCGAGGAGCAGGAUGCGACGUAGCCAUGGAGACCCUCUGCACUGACAGCAAGGACAAUGAGGGAGAUGGACUCAUUGACUGCAUGGAUCCUGAUUGCUGUUUACAGAGUUCCUGCCAAAAUCAGCCUUACUGUCGUGGACUGCCCGACCCCCAGGAUAUCAUUAGCCAAAGCUUACAGUCACCAUCUCAGCAAGCUGCCAAAUCCUUCUAUGACCGCAUCAGUUUUCUCAUAGGAUCUGAUAGCACCCAUGUCAUACCUGGAGAAAGUCCUUUCAAUAAGAGCCUAGCGUCCGUCAUCAGAGGCCAAGUGCUGACUGCUGAUGGAACUCCACUUAUUGGAGUGAAUGUCUCAUUUUUCCAUUACCCAGAGUACGGAUAUACCAUUACCCGCCAAGACGGAAUGUUUGACUUGGUGGCAAAUGGCGGGGCUUCUCUGACGUUGGUGUUUGAACGAUCCCCGUUCCUCACCCAGUAUCACACUGUGUGGAUUCCAUGGAAUGUCUUUUAUGUGAUGGAUACCCUUGUCAUGAAGAAAGAAGAAAACGACAUUCCCAGCUGUGAUCUGAGUGGCUUUGUGAGGCCCAAUCCUAUCAUCGUGUCCUCGCCUUUAUCCACCUUUUUUAGAUCAUCUCCCGAAGACAGUCCCAUUAUUCCCGAGACACAGGUCCUCCACGAAGAAACCACAAUUCCAGGAACAGACUUGAAACUUUCCUACCUGAGUUCCAGAGCUGCUGGGUAUAAGUCAGUACUUAAGAUCACCAUGACCCAGUCUGUUAUCCCAUUUAAUUUAAUGAAGGUGCAUCUGAUGGUGGCUGUCGUAGGAAGACUCUUUCAAAAGUGGUUUCCUGCAUCACCAAACUUGGCCUAUACGUUUAUAUGGGAUAAAACAGAUGCAUAUAAUCAAAAGGUCUAUGGUCUGUCUGAAGCUGUUGUGUCAGUAGGAUAUGAAUAUGAGUCGUGUUUGGACCUGACUCUGUGGGAGAAGAGGACUGCCAUUUUGCAAGGCUAUGAAUUGGAUGCUUCCAACAUGGGCGGUUGGACAUUAAACAAGCAUCAUGUGUUGGAUGUUCAGAAUGGUAUCCUAUACAAGGGAAACGGGGAGAAUCAGUUUAUCUCCCAGCAGCCCCCCGUGGUGAGCAGUAUCAUGGGCAACGGAAGAAGGCGCAGCAUCUCAUGCCCGAGCUGCAACGGUCAAGCCGAUGGUAAUAAACUCUUGGCCCCGGUGGCGUUGGCGUGUGGGAUCGACGGCAGUCUGUACGUGGGGGAUUUCAACUAUGUUCGGCGGAUAUUCCCUUCUGGAAAUGUAACAAGCGUUUUAGAGCUAAGAAAUAAAGAUUUUAGACAUAGCAGCAACCCAGCUCAUAGGUACUACCUUGCAACUGAUCCAGUCACGGGAGAUUUGUAUGUUUCUGACACUAACACCCGCAGGAUUUAUCGCCCAAAGUCACUUACGGGUGCAAAAGACUUGACUAAGAAUGCCGAAGUGGUGGCAGGAACAGGGGAGCAGUGCCUUCCUUUCGAUGAAGCCAGAUGUGGGGAUGGCGGGAAGGCUGUGGAAGCAACACUCAUGAGUCCCAAAGGAAUGGCAAUUGAUAAAAAUGGGUUAAUCUACUUUGUUGAUGGAACAAUGAUCCGAAAAGUUGAUCAGAAUGGAAUCAUAUCAACUCUCCUGGGCUCUAAUGAUCUGACCUCAGCCAGACCUUUAACCUGUGACACUAGCAUGCACAUCAGCCAGGUACGCCUGGAAUGGCCCACUGACCUAGCCAUUAACCCAAUGGACAACUCCAUUUACGUGCUGGAUAAUAAUGUCGUUUUACAGAUCACUGAGAACAGGCAGGUGCGCAUCGCCGCCGGGCGGCCCAUGCAUUGCCAGGUGCCGGGGGUGGAGUACUCCGCGGGCAAGCAUGCAGUGCAGACGACCCUGGAGUCCGCCACUGCCAUUGCUGUGUCCUACAGCGGGGUCCUGUACAUCACCGAAACCGACGAGAAGAAAAUUAACCGGAUUCGGCAAGUCACCACCGAUGGGGAGAUCUCCCUGGUCGCCGGGAUACCGUCAGAGUGUGACUGCAAAAACGAUGCCAACUGUGACUGCUACCAGAGCGGAGAUGGCUACGCCAAAGAUGCCAAGCUGAGCGCGCCGUCCUCCCUCGCCGCCUCCCCGGAUGGUACGCUGUACAUCGCAGACCUGGGGAACAUUCGGAUCCGGGCGGUGUCAAAGAACAAGCCUUUACUUAACUCUGUGAACUUCUACGAAGUUGCCUCUCCGACGGAUCAGGAGCUCUACAUCUUCGACAUCAACGGCACUCACCAGUAUACUGUCAGCCUAGUCACUGGCGAUUACCUGUACAACUUCAGCUACAGCAACGACAAUGACAUUACCGCUGUGACCGACAGUAACGGCAACACCCUUAGGAUUAGACGGGACCCGAAUCGCAUGCCAGUCCGAGUGGUGUCUCCAGAUAACCAAGUGAUAUGGUUGACCAUAGGGACAAAUGGAUGUUUGAAAAGCAUGACCGCUCAAGGACUAGAACUGGUCUUGUUUACUUAUCAUGGCAACAGUGGCCUUUUAGCCACUAAAAGCGAUGAAACCGGAUGGACAACAUUUUUUGACUAUGACAGUGAAGGUCGUCUGACCAACGUGACAUUUCCAACCGGCGUGGUCACCAACCUUCAUGGAGACAUGGACAAGGCGAUCACAGUGGACAUUGAGUCGUCCAGCCGAGAAGAAGAUGUCAGCAUCACUUCAAAUCUGUCCUCCAUCGACUCGUUCUACACCAUGGUUCAAGAUCAGUUAAGGAACAGCUACCAGAUCGGUUAUGACGGCUCCCUUCGCAUCAUCUAUGCCAGUGGUCUGGACUCGCAUUACCAGACCGAGCCCCAUGUUCUGGCCGGCACCGCUAACCCAACAGUUGCCAAAAGAAACAUGACUCUGCCUGGCGAAAACGGUCAGAAUUUGGUGGAAUGGAGAUUCCGGAAGGAGCAGGCCCAAGGCAAAGUCAAUGUCUUCGGUCGAAAGCUCAGGGUUAAUGGCAGAAACCUGCUUUCAGUUGACUUUGAUCGAACGACAAAGACGGAGAAGAUCUAUGAUGACCACCGUAAAUUUCUCCUGAGGAUCGCCUACGACACGGCAGGGCAUCCGACUCUCUGGCUGCCGAGCAGCAAGCUGAUGGCCGUCAAUGUCACCUAUUCGUCCACGGGUCAAAUUGCCAGCAUCCAGCGAGGAACCACCAGCGAGAAAGUCGAUUAUGACGGACAGGGAAGGAUUGUGUCCCGGGUUUUUGCUGACGGUAAAACCUGGAGUUACACAUACUUGGAAAAGUCCAUGGUGCUUCUGCUUCAUAGCCAGCGGCAGUACAUCUUUGAAUACGAUAUGUGGGACCAGCUCUCUGCCAUCACCAUGCCCAGCGUGGCUCGCCACACCAUGCAGACCAUCCGCUCCAUCGGCUACUACCGCAACAUAUACAACCCCCCGGAGAGCAACGCCUCGGUCAUCACCGACUACAAUGAGGAGGGGUUGCUUCUGCAGACGGCUUUCCUGGGGACCAGCAGGAGGGUCUUAUUCAAGUAUCGAAGGCAGACCAGGCUCUCGGAGAUCUUAUACGACAGUACGCGGGUCAGUUUCACCUACGAUGAGACGGCGGGAGUCCUCAAAACGGUAAACCUCCAGAGCGAUGGUUUCAUUUGCACCAUUAGAUACAGGCAGAUCGGCCCCCUGAUUGACAGGCAGAUCUUCCGCUUCAGCGAAGACGGGAUGGUGAACGCGAGAUUCGACUACAGCUAUGACAACAGUUUUCGGGUGACCAGCAUGCAGGGUGUCAUCAAUGAGACUCCCCUGCCCAUUGACCUCUAUCAGUUCGACGACAUUUCGGGCAAAGUGGAGCAGUUCGGAAAAUUCGGCGUCAUCUAUUACGAUAUUAACCAGAUCAUCUCCACAGCUGUCAUGACUUACACAAAGCACUUUGAUGCCCACGGCCGGAUCAAGGAGAUUCAGUAUGAGAUAUUCAGGUCGCUCAUGUACUGGAUUACAAUUCAGUAUGACAACAUGGGUCGGGUAACCAAGAGAGAGAUUAAAAUAGGGCCCUUCGCCAACACCACCAAGUACGCUUAUGAGUAUGACGUCGACGGACAGCUCCAGACGGUCUACCUGAAUGAAAAAAUCAUGUGGCGUUAUAACUACGACCUGAAUGGGAAUCUCCACUUACUGAAUCCGAGUAGCAGCGCGCGGCUGACCCCGCUCCGCUACGACCUGCGAGACAGGAUCACCCGGCUGGGUGACGUUCAGUACCGGUUGGAUGAGGAUGGGUUCCUGCGCCAGAGAGGCACCGAGAUCUUUGAGUACAGCUCCAAGGGGCUUCUGACCCGCGUCUACAGUAAAGGCAGCGGCUGGACGGUGAUCUAUCGUUACGAUGGCCUGGGGAGGCGCGUGUCCAGCAAGACCAGUCUGGGACAGCACCUGCAGUUUUUCUAUGCGGACCUCACUUACCCCACCAGAAUUACUCACGUCUACAACCACUCGAGUUCAGAGAUCACCUCCCUCUAUUAUGAUCUCCAAGGACAUCUCUUUGCCAUGGAAAUCAGCAGCGGGGAUGAAUUCUACAUCGCAUCAGACAACACAGGGACACCCCUGGCUGUUUUCAGUAGCAACGGGCUUAUGCUCAAACAGAUUCAGUACACCGCCUAUGGUGAGAUCUAUUUCGACUCCAAUAUUGACUUCCAGCUGGUAAUUGGAUUUCACGGUGGCUUGUAUGACCCACUCACAAAAUUAAUCCAUUUUGGAGAAAGGGAUUAUGACAUUUUGGCAGGACGGUGGACAACACCUGACAUAGAAAUCUGGAAAAGAAUUGGGAAGGACCCAGCUCCCUUUAACCUGUAUAUGUUUAGGAAUAACAACCCAGCAAGCAAAAUCCAUGAUGUGAAAGACUACAUCACAGAUGUUAACAGCUGGCUGGUGACCUUUGGCUUCCAUCUGCACAAUGCUAUUCCUGGAUUCCCUGUCCCCAAAUUUGAUUUAACGGAGCCUUCUUACGAACUCGUGAAGAGUCAGCAGUGGGAUGAUAUACCGCCCAUUUUUGGAGUCCAGCAGCAAGUGGCGAGGCAGGCCAAGGCCUUCCUGUCCCUGGGGAAGAUGGCCGAGGUGCAGGUGAGCAGGCGCAAAGGCAGCGGCGCGCCGUCGUGGCUGUGGUUCGCCACGGUCAAGUCGCUGAUCGGCAAGGGCGUCAUGCUGGCCGUGAGCCAGGGCCGCGUGCAGACCAACGUGCUGAACAUCGCCAACGAGGACUGCAUCAAGGUGGCGGCCGUGCUCAACAACGCCUUCUACCUGGAGAACCUGCACUUCACCAUCGAGGGCAAGGACACGCACUACUUCAUCAAGACCAGCACGCCGGAGAGCGACCUGGGCACUCUGCGGUUGACCAGCGGCCGCAAGGCGCUGGAGAAUGGCAUCAACGUGACCGUGUCACAGUCCACCACCGUAGUCAACGGCAGGACUCGCAGGUUCGCCGACGUGGAGAUGCAGUUCGGCGCGCUGGCACUGCACGUGCGCUACGGCAUGACCCUGGACGAGGAGAAGGCGCGCAUCCUGGAGCAGGCGCGGCAGCGCGCGCUCGCCCGGGCCUGGGCGCGCGAGCAGCAGCGCGUGCGCGACGGCGAGGAGGGCGCGCGCCUCUGGACGGAGGGCGAGAAGCGGCAGCUGCUGAGCGCCGGCAAGGUGCAGGGCUACGACGGGUACUACGUACUCUCGGUGGAGCAGUACCCCGAGCUGGCCGACAGCGCCAACAACAUCCAGUUCCUCCGCCAGAGCGAGAUCGGCAAGAGGUAACCCCCGCGCCGGCGGCAGGGAGGCGCGCGCCGCCGCCACCACCCCUGCGGGGACCGAGCCGGCGGGGCACCACUUGCCCCUCCAGCCCCAACACCGCCCCAUUCCCCCACCUCUGCUCAGAUCUGUCUGUAGCACAAUCCGAGGGGGACUCUCCGGCACCGAAGAGCCUUCCGGGAGAAUCAGACUGCUAUUUUAAAAAAUCCACGAAAGGAAAACAAAAGACUUCCUUCUGAAUGACCUUAAAAGGUGAUCGGCUUUAAAGAAUAUGUUUACAUAUGCAUAUCGCUGCACUCAGUUGGACUGAAAGUAUUCCAAGGAAAAACAGAUCAUUAAAGAAAGUGGCCCAAACCUUUUGCUUCUGGGCCAUCUUGUUCUCUGAGGCACUGUAUCUGACGAAGGUAGAAAGGCAUACAGUGUUUCCAGGUAUUACCGUUGUCGACCUUUGCUUACAAAAAGUAGUCUCUCUGCAUAGGAUGUGAUAAAUAUCUGUUAAUUUUAAAAUGUGGGGCAAAGUUACUGUUUCUAGACAACCCAACUGCUUUCCCUGUGCUGGUUUGUAAAAGGACAUUGGCACAUGUGACUUCUGCUGCCAGGGCGGGGAUUUCUAAGGAAUUUUAAAAUGCUCAUGUGGUUUGCCUUGGGGGGGAAGAAAACUGGCAAAUAGAACCCUUGUCACUGAUAAGCAAAGGAAACCCUGAUUUUUUUGUAAAUUAUGUGAGACAAGUUGUUUAUGGAUUUUUAUAUGAAUU
Messenger RNA from Budorcas taxicolor (takin), 8897 nucleotides. RefSeq names its product teneurin transmembrane protein 3 (gene TENM3). The record is from RefSeq and is a predicted model, not a curated record. Bases 1 to 8148 code for a protein of 2715 amino acids. Gene Ontology annotation, cellular component: membrane; neuron projection. Gene Ontology annotation, molecular function: protein homodimerization activity; cell adhesion molecule binding; protein heterodimerization activity. The transcript is spliced from 29 exons. NCBI's taxonomy places the organism in Eukaryota, Metazoa, Chordata, Mammalia, Artiodactyla, Bovidae. Gene Ontology annotation, biological process: neuron development; heterophilic cell-cell adhesion; signal transduction.